Melanotaenia boesemani (Boeseman's rainbowfish) is the source of this 5348-nucleotide messenger RNA. RefSeq names its product sterile alpha motif domain containing 9 like (gene samd9l). Gene Ontology annotation, molecular function: protein binding. Gene Ontology annotation, cellular component: cytoplasm. NCBI's taxonomy places the organism in Eukaryota, Metazoa, Chordata, Actinopteri, Atheriniformes, Melanotaeniidae. Bases 205 to 4842 code for a protein of 1545 amino acids. The record is from RefSeq and is a predicted model, not a curated record. The transcript has 2 exons.
AGAGUGAAUUUAUGUGUUCAAGACCCAAAAGCCCUUUGGCUCAGACUGCUUCAGAUUAUAAGAAGGAUGGAGUGAUGGAUGGGUCUGAAAGACUAGAACUGGCUGAAUUUAACUGAGAUGUGUUUUUUCUUUCAGCUAAAUGGUGAUGAUCAGUAAAUGCCAACACUGAUGAUAAAAUGGUGAUAAAAGAAUAAAAAAGAAAUCAUGGCUGAGAAACCUCAGCAUUCGCCAGAGACCUGGACUGAGUCUGAAGUAAGCGACUGGCUAAGAGAGAUUGGACUGAAGGAAGAGUACAUAAAAAAGCUCCACGAUGCAGAAGUAAAUGGACGAUACCUCCUUUUAAUGGAUGUGAACUUUUUGAAAAAUGAGAUUGGUAUGAAAUCAGGGCCAGCUCAUUUGGUUAUACAAAAAAGAGAUGAACUCCUAAGCUCUCAGCAAAAAUGUCAGGUUAACCAAAAGCCCACUAAUAUAAAAAAAACUGAGUUGGAGCAAAAGAUUGGUCAGAAAUCGGCUCAGGUUCUGUCUGUAACAAAUGAAGGUCCUUCACUACAAGUUCCUAAGAGGGAUCAAGAUGCUGUUGAGGAGAAACGAGCAUCUCAGGAGCAAUGCAUGUUUGCUUCAAAGGAAGACUGCAAACCACGACCAUUUGAUGAGGAAGGGAUCGAUUUCAUAUAUGUAAAGCACAGAGUGCUGCAACCUGAAUCAGGUGCUUUCAACUUGACAUCUCCUUGCCAUGAAUACAAAUCUUUUGCUGUAGCUGCUACACUGGACCGCACAAGACUCCAAACUAAGUUUGCCAAAGAGGUACUUAAAUUUGCAACUGGCUGCAUGAAUAUCAGAUCAAAUGGGACUAUACACUUUGGUGUGAUGGACAGCAAGGAAGAUGCAGGAUAUGUGCACGGAGAAAUCAUUGGGAUCCCUGUAAAGGAGAAGGACAUUUUUGUAGAUGCUUUGGACUACAUUGAAAGAAGCUUCUCUUCUGACAAAGAGCAUGUACGCCAGUGUGUACGACCUCCAAGGUUUAUUGAGGUUUUAGAUCUAGAAAGUACUGAAAAGAGGUAUGUGGUAGAGGUUGACAUUGUGCCUUUACUAAGUAUCGUAAAGAGUAAGGUGUAUGCAGUCCGUUUGCCAAACUUCAAAGAGGCGAGUAAUAAAGUAGAAUUUGAGAAGGAAACUAUUCUACGAAGAGUGGGCUCGAAAACUGAGCCAGUGAGUGAGAAAGACAUAGGUGAUUUCUACCAGCGAAUCAAAGAUCGCGACACUCAGAGAGAUGAAGCAGAGAAAAAUCAGUUCCUCAAUGCUCCAGAGAGCUGCUUAGACCUCGGCAGGAAGCUCACAAUGCUGCUGACUAGUGGAAAGAAAUUCAUUGAAAAGGAAAAAUGGUUCAUACUUGUCACUAACAAAUUCAAACCUGAGGAUCUUUGCAACAUUGACUGGCUCCUCAGCAUGAAUGUGUUCUGCGUGUUUGACUUUGACCCAGACUCAAAGAUAUCAGGCCUUUGCAAUAGAUAUCUUCAGCACCAUGCCGCAAACCUGCACUUUCUACAGAACUACAGGAUAUCCGGAGGCACAACCAUCAAAGAAUUCACAAGCCGCUUGCUUCUGUUUGAGCAAACUAGUUGGAUUUUCUGUAAUGGACGCACUGACUUCAAAGGGAAUGAAACUCCAUGUGAUGAAAUGACCUGGAUCAAAACAAAAAUGACUUUCCUGCGGGAAUCUGUAUCUCUGAUCUGUAAACAAAUCUUGCCAAAGGGGACCUUUCAGGUCAUUUUUCUUCUCACAUCACUGGUUGAGAAACCCCUCUUGCACACCUUCUAUGAGUUUUUCACAGACAUGGAAGGCCAUGAAGACAUCAUCUGCAUCUGUGAAUCUGAGAAGAAUUUUCUGAAGUGGCAAAGCUUUGCAGAAGGUUCAUGUGGAAAAGAAACCGUGAACAAUUCCAGUGUUGUGGGGAUGAAGAUGAGUCAUGUUAAUGCAACUCUGCAGCAUGUCCAACCUAUAAAAGCACGUGUCAGCAAGCAUCUUCCAGUCUAUGUUAAAGGGACGUGUCUUCUUGAAACACAGAUAGAAGAACAGAUGUAUUCUCUGGAAAUUCUCACAGUCAACCAUUGUGACGAAACGACCAAAGAUUUCAUUAAUGAGGAGAAAGCAAACAUUGAACAACAGUUUUACCGAGGUGGGAAAGUCACAUGGUUGAAUUUCUGGCUUUCUGAGCACAAGUAUGUUGAAGAGGUAAUCAAAAGGGAUGCCUAUCACGAAACCUCCAAACUACUCAAUGAUGCUGUGAAGUGUAAUGUCGAUCAAACCCCAGUAAACAGUAUAAACAUCUACCAUCACCCAGGAAGCGGUGGAAGCACUGUGGCAAGACAUGUGCUGUGGAACAACAGGAAAGAUCUGAGAUGUGCACUUGUGAGGCCUUCAUAUCCAACUUGUGAUGUUGUACAACAUGCAGUACAAUUAAGAGAAUAUGAAGAAAAAGAUCCACAGAAGUGCCUCCCUGUGCUGCUUCUCAUUGAAGACACAGACAAAGAGUAUCUCGAUGAUCUCAGGAAUGAACUAGAGGUUGCUAUCAACAUCAAACGAAUCCAGUACGGAACUCUGUGUUUCAUUUUGCUGAGCUGCAGACGUUCCCACAAUCCAGAGAGGAAAUGCAAGGAGUCUCCAUUACAGAACGUGUCUGUUACCCACAAACUUUCUGAUCAAGAGAAGAGGAAGUUUGCUGGAAAACGACAGGUGCUUGAGGAGCGAUAUGAGCCUCAGUUCAUUCUCACGUUUGUUUUGAUGAGUGAAGGAUUCUCCAAAGAUUACAUUCAAGACUUUGUGAAACAUUUGCUCCAAGACAUUGAGCGGCACUCUGUUGUCACUCGCCUCAUGCACUAUGCUGCAUUGCUGAACACAUAUGUUCAGAACUCUUUCAUCUCUCAGUCACAUUGUGAAGCUUUGCUUGCCUUGACCAUUCACAUGGAGAGGUUUCGCCAGCAUGAGUUUGAAAGAUCUCUCAAUGAUCAGGCUAAACUAGUAUUCUUGCAUCUCAGAGAUGACAAGACACACAUUGAAUCAGUCAGAAUUAUCCACCCACUUGUGGCAAAAGAAAUUCUCCAACAGCUUCUCGGAGACCAACAGACCCAAAGCGGUUUAGCGAUGAAUUUGCUCUGCGAGGAUGUGCUUUUUGAGCACAGAUUUGGAAGGGAGGAGUACCUGUCAUUUUUGAGACAACUCUUCAUAAGACGAUCCAGAAUAAGUAAGGGGGACGAAUAUGACAGUUUCUUCUCGCCUCUGAUUGAGCAUGUGUGUGAAAAUGAGAAGAACCCCAACAAAGCAAUUGAGUUACUCAAAGAAGCAUUCCAGCGUUUUCAUCAAAACCCAUUCUUUGCACAGCAGCUUGCUCGUCUUCAUUAUACAUAUGAGAAGUUUGAAGAAGCAAAGCACUGGGCAGAGACAGCAGCUAAACAGCUGCCCAACAACUCUUACAUACUGGACACAAAGGGGCAGGUGUACCGGAAAUGGUUCCAAGCAAAAUGCAAAGCAAUAGAAAAUGACAAUAUACCAAAGACGGCCCAGAAUACAGCAGAUGCUGUUGAGACUGCUCUGAAAGCCCUCGAGUGCUUUCAGGAAUGUGAGAGGGCAACUGAUGCUGAAAUGGAAGAUGUUAACAGUUCAGGGUUCUUUUCUGAAGUUGAAGUCGGAUGCAGCCUCCUCAAACUGAUCUCCUCCCUGCAAUUGUUUGCCAACACAACCAAGGGCCACUCAGAAUGUAUGAAGUACCUGGUAACAGAUUACAUCCCUGAGGAACUUGAAGAAAUAUGGGAACCAUUUCAUGGUCGUUUAAAAAAACUUCACAAAACAAUGCAAGAUUCCUUGGAAUGGAUUUCAGAUGAUCUAAGUUACUUCCAGACAGAUAUUGGUGCAGAUGAAGAGACCACUGAAAGUCCUGAAGAGAAGAUUAGCCAUCCACUCACAUGGUUGGCCAAAAAAUCCUCAGAGUAUGGGAAGUACUUCAGUGAAGCAGAUUCUGCUGCACUUCUGCAACGAGGGCAGCUAAACCCAGCAGGACUAACUCCUUUCCAAAAACGCAUGAUCAUUUAUCAUCUUGGUGGAGGUAACAUCAUAUCCAUUCUCUCCAAGCUAACCGAUCCAGGGGAUGCGGUACGCCGUUUGGAGCAUAUCCUUACUCUCUACCCUAGCAACCCAUUAAAGGCCAGAUUUGGUCAAAGGGAUGUUGUCAAUUACAUAACAGCCCACAUUUCUCUGAACUGCCUGUCCCCACAAACUCAAAAGGUCGCUUCACUGAAAGAUCUACAGGCUCUUUGUCGUCAGUUCCCAUCCGAUAAAAGGAAAUGCGUGCCAAGUGCCCUGUUCUUGCUUACGUUGCUAUUCUGGCCAGAUGAUCAUGACACAGAGCGUGAGAGAGAAAGCAAAUAUGAAAUUGUGCAAUCAGCAGUUGAGCACCUGGAAAAAGAAUACUGGAGCAAAAUGAAAGACAUCCCUCAGCGGAAAAGAAGGAUAUACACACAUUUUUUUCUUGGAAAUGGCAAUGGAUUGGAUAAAUUUGUCCACAAGAGGAAGUUUGACAAUAUCACGAAAGGCUUCUCAGUCUCUGAGAAACGCAUGAAGUGGUUCAGGGGUGAGGCGUGGAAAAGCCCCGAGAUUGCCAUGAUGCUGAAACGUGUUUGUGGAUGGACAGAGGAUGGAGUGGUGUACCUUGAAGGCCCUCAAAAAAAGAGGUUUAAUAUCCUGCCUCUUUUUGUGCCUUCAGUGCCCCAUAGUAAUGAAAACAUCACCUUCUACCUGGGAUUCACCUUCAGAGGCCCUGUUGCUUGCAACAUCCUUGUGAACAGAUAGUUUGCCUUGAUUCACGUUAUUACUAAGAGCACAAGAACUCCCAUGAACACACUUUAAAAAACACACAAGCCUUAUGUUAUUCAUUUAGGCAGAGUUGGCAAAAUAAUACAAACUAAAAUAUUGAUGAACAAAGUUUGAUGUGUUUUUCUAAGCUGUAAAGUCAGUCAACAUACAUUAUAUACACUUCUUUUUUUCCCUUUAUUUGCAAAUGUAUUUGUAUACAUGAAAACUAUUAAUCAAUUCUAUAUUGUAAUUCACUCAAUAAGGUAUCAUGAGCUUACUAAUCUUAUGCACACACAAGUCAGUGAAUGAGGAAAAUAAGGCUUUCAGUGUGCAAAUAUACAGUACUAUAUUCAAGGAAAUACUGCAAGCCACUUAUUGUGCAUACAUUUGUUUUAAACUGGAUGACAUUUGCUGAUAAUGAAAUAUGCUAAUAUUUUUACCUGUUUUUUUUAAUAAACUUUUUAAACAUGUACCUAACUACAAUAAACAUUUUCCAUUAUUCU